AUGUCUCCUGCAUCGUCUUUCUCAUUUGCUGUUGUGGCAGGUACUGAUGUGACUGCGUCCGCAGAGGGCUGUGACGCCGUGGGCGACAAUGAAAAGUGUUGUGCUGCAUUUUCGGAUCGCUGGUGUCGGGUUCUCGGAGGGAAAGAUUGCGACCAGCGUGCGAAAGGAAAAGUUCUUCGCUGCGAUAUAAGCCAGUUCAUCCGAGAGACGGACAAGUGGGAGCGGUUGCACCUAUCUACCGUCCUCCAUUAG
Messenger RNA from Penicillium nucicola, 252 nucleotides. RefSeq lists its product as uncharacterized. The coding region runs from base 1 to 252 and encodes 83 amino acids. The transcript has 2 exons. The record is from RefSeq and is a predicted model, not a curated record. Lineage: Eukaryota; Fungi; Ascomycota; Eurotiomycetes; Eurotiales; Aspergillaceae.